This is a messenger RNA of Puccinia triticina, 1056 nucleotides long. RefSeq lists its product as uncharacterized. Gene Ontology annotation, cellular component: endoplasmic reticulum membrane. The transcript is spliced from 12 exons. Gene Ontology annotation, biological process: triglyceride biosynthetic process. Gene Ontology annotation, molecular function: diacylglycerol O-acyltransferase activity. NCBI's taxonomy places the organism in Eukaryota, Fungi, Basidiomycota, Pucciniomycetes, Pucciniales, Pucciniaceae. Bases 1 to 1056 code for a protein of 351 amino acids. The record is from RefSeq and is a predicted model, not a curated record.
AUGACUAAAAUCCUCUCCAAACACUUGAACAGCUGGGCGCCAAUUCGUGUGCCUCCUUACCGGCGUAUCCAAACGGCCGCAGUACUCUUAUGGACUUCUCAACUAUCGCUUUGCAUUUCUUUAUUCUUUUUCUUAAUGUCUUACCCGAUCACCUGGCCGAUCCUACUUCCAUAUGUCAUCUGGAUCUUGGUUUUAGAUCCUGCUCCGGAGAAGGGAGGCCGGCUGAAUCAAUCUGUUCGGACCUGGAGAUUUUGGAACUUAUUUGCAUCUUAUUUCCCAAUCAGUUUAAUAAAAACUGUUGAUUUGCCCAGUGAUCGCAAAUAUGUCUUUGGCUAUCAUCCUCAUGGUAUUAUCGGAAUGGGGGCGGUGGCCAACUUCGGAACGGAAGCAACUGGAUUUUCCGAAAAAUUUCCUGGCCUCAAUCCUCAUCUUCUCACACUGAGCACGAACUUCAUCAUCCCGUUCUAUCGAGACCUCAUCCUCAGUCUUGGAAUCUGCUCAGUUUCGAUAAAAUCAUGUAUAUCAAUCCUCAAGUCCAAAAACAAGCGAUCGGCCGACCUGGCAAACAAUAAGGGAGAAGGUAAUUGUCUGGUUAUCGUUGUUGGUGGAGCUGCGGAAAGUUUGUCUGCUCAUCCAGGGACCGCUGAUCUAACUCUGAAACGAAGGCUGGGCUUCAUUAAAUUGGCCAUCCGGGAGGGAGCCGAUCUCGUGCCUGUGUUCUCCUUUGGAGAAAAUGAUAUUUACGCUCAAUUAUCAAACUCCAAAGGCACCGCACUUUACUCUCUUCAAAAACGGUUUCAAUCUGUCUUUGGCUUCACAUUGCCCAUUUUCCAUGGCCGAGGCAUCUUCAACUACUCUCUUGGCCUGCUUCCCUACCGACAUCCGAUCGUUUCAGUAGUUGGCAAGCCUAUUCGUGUAGAACAAAAUAAAAACCCUGGACUCGAAGAAAUUGAAAAGGUUCAGAAAGAAUAUAUCGCUGAACUUACCGCUGUCUGGGAUAAAUACAAAGACGUAUAUGCUAGAAAUCGCAAGAGUGAAUUGACUUUGAUCGCCUAA